UUUGUAGCAAGACCUCUGCUUCCUUCCUUAACAAAGUGCAAACAUGUUCCUCUCCAUGUUCCUUGCUGUUAUGAAUAGUUCACUGUCUUCCUAAUCAUACAUCUAUUAAUAUGUGGCAUUCAUUGCAUCUCCCUGCUGGUAGAUGAUUUGAUUUUUAUUUUAUUUUUUUUAAGUAUGUUUGCACCUUAGGUUGAUCUGGCCUCUAUUGAGGCCCUGACCUGGAAAAGGGUUCAGUGCUAUCCUUUGCUCUUUGCUGCAUUCUUUCAUGAGGAUGGUUAUUGCUAAUGUUAGUGCAACUGGCUCUCUCCUCCACCCUGCCACUGGGAGGCUCAGGAGAGUGCUGUGGGGUCUGAUGCUGAUCCUGUCUGUAGCUAUCUAUGGCGCUCAUGCUCCCCUAUUGACUCUGUGCAAAGUGGAUGGGAAGAUCCCAUUCAGCUCCUCAUCUGUUGUGGUCCUUAUUGAGCUGACCAAGCUAGUACUCUCCUUACUCUUUUUGCUGAUUUGGGAUCGAAAACUACUGGGACGAUCUGUUUCAUGGAAUCACACCGCCCCCUUUGCCCUCUCUGCACUAUUAUAUGCUGCUAACAACAACCUUGUGGUUCACAUGCAGCUCUUUAUGGAUCCUAGCACCUACCAGGUCUUAAGUAACUUGAAGAUUGGCAGCACCGCUCUCCUUUAUAGCUUGUUCCUGCACCAAAGGCUCUCUCUGCGCAAGUGGCUGGCCCUCUUCCUGCUAACAGCUGCGGGGGUGAGCUACACCUACGGAGGUCUCCAGGAUUUGCAGCACCCCACCAGCACCUCCAGGAUGCAGCUGCACAUCACUGUCCUUGGCUUGCUGCUGAUCUCCAUGUACUGCCUGAUAUCUGGCUUGUCUGCUGUUUAUACUGAAGUCAUUCUGAAAACCCAAGACCUGCCUCUGAACCUCCAGAACUUGUUUCUUUAUUCCUUUGGAGUCCUGCUAAAUGUGGUUGUCCAUCUCUUGAGCAGCAGGGGGACUGGAUUCCUGGAGGGCUUCUCAUCCUGGGUGCUGGUAAUCAUUGUCACCCAGGCUCUGAAUGGUUUGAUCAUGUCUGCAGUCAUGAAGCACAGCAGUAAUAUUACCAGGCUCUUCGUGAUCUCCUGCUCCAUACUGGUGAAUGCCCUGCUGUCUGUUGUACUCUUUAACCUGCAGCUCACCACCUUUUUCUUCCUCGCUGUCCUGUUAAUUGGGUUGGCUGUUCACUUGUACUAUGGAGCCACAUAAGCUGUAUCUCCCUGUCUUGCAAGAUACAGCUGGGUGUUGAGGCAACAUCUGAGCAAGUCUGGGCCGUUCUGAGGGGAUGUAACUACAUGUGGUCCUGUAUCUCCUUUUUAUACAGCAAACACAUACUUUACUUUGGUCUGUCUACCUAGAGGAUGGAUCCUACUCAGAACCACUUUCUCUGAGGGGUGGGGAAGAGAGCAUGGGGGAUGUUUUGCCUGCAGCCAAACAUUAAUUGUCAUGACAAAGGAAGCUUGUCCAUAGCUAGUGCAUGCACAGCCAGGAAUUAGAUCAUUCCCAUGCAGAGAUCGAUGCUAGGAGGAAGAGGAGGGAAACUGCUCAUUGCUCUGUAGUUUGCAGACAUGGGACUUGAUGCCAUGAUAUGUUAGGUCUUCAACUCCCUGUUGAUUUCCUCCUCAUCCCUUCACUUUGUAGAUUCCCUUUUAGGAGACAGGUAAGAGAGCUUCCUAGUGAAGACUAUAGUAGUGGGACAGAAACGGCAGAUUGAUGGAUGCUCUAAAUGCCCCCCUCCCUCCACCUUUCUUCUCUCUUUGCCUAUGCUCCCAUCCCCACGCCCUCUCUCAGGAGAGCGCUGACUCUUUUCCUGACCACUGACAGCACUAUUCCCAGGGUCAUAUAGAAGGCCUCCACUUAAGUGUUGUGUGCUGCCUUCUCUGCCCCUGGGCUGUGCUGUUGCCUUCACAAUGCUCUGGACCUUGAUGGCUCCCAUGCAUGACAGACUCAAAGUGCCUUUGAAAGGAUGUAACAUCCUUUGCAGUCUGCUCAGUUUUUACUCUGAAGCAGAACCUGGAGCCUUGUGUUGCUGCAGUGUGUGGUGGCUGGUUGCCCAGACCCCUCCCAUCCUACAUCCUGCUUUUGUGACGGAGCACCAAAGAACUGCCUCUUUGUCUCUUCUGUUGCUGGUGACUUCUGCCAAUGUGUCACAAGGAGGUCCCAUUGGAGCAACCAGCUCCUGGUUUGGUGUAGAUCUGGGGUUUCAGCCUUACGUGUGCAUACACUCGCCAUCUACACCAAGCAUGUGCACUUUGGAAGACUCAGGUGUUAGUCUUUAUUAGACUCCUUGAUACCUGGGACCCCACCAGGGCAGGAAUCUUGCUAGUACCACACUGUUCUCUUAAGUAGCUGAGUUCUGACUUUUCUGCUGCCACUCUUUAUUUGGCUAUAAAUCUAUGUCUUUAUAACAAAAAUGCUCGACAGAACUUGUUAGCAGAGUUCUCAUUUUUAGUGUCUCAUGGGAGCUGCUGUGGAGGCCAGAGAAAAGCCGUGUUCUUUGGGAGAGGGUGGGAAUCUUCCAGAAUGGCAGGAAUCCUUAGCAAAUGCCCAGGCCCGAUUCAGAAUCAGCUGGGAGCUUGUGCAGUGCUGGGGGAGGGGUAGCUUGGCAGUCCUGGAGAAUGAAUUGUGUUGUCACAGAGUAGGUGUAGCAGUGGCCAUGGCAGUUCCCUUCCCAUUCCAUGGUCUGGCCUCUGUCUCUGCUCAGUACCUAUGGUCCAGCUGUAUUUUGGUGUCUCAGUCUGGGCACUGGAAUUGUCAGUCUGUGUCUGUUGCUGGGGAUAUAUCCCCUUGAAAAUCUCUCUUUCUAUCCCUGCCAGCCUCCUAGUCUAUGACUACAACUGAAGCCGAGGCAGGAAGCUCUGUGCUCUGCCCUUGCUGGAGCAGGGUCCUGAGCAGCCAGCUUGGCGGGGGUGGGGGCUUUACUUGGUGCCUUUAUUUGUACCAGAGCUCAACAGUGGUCUCUGUGGUGAGUGGGGUUCAGGUGCCUUUGAGGUGGGCCUAAUGCUGCUGCUUUCUCCUCACCCAGGAGCACAGCCUCUUUCUGAGGCUAGGAAGGAAACUUGUGCUGGCCCUCUGGCCUUGUGCUGCUUUUCUCCUGCACUUUUGGCCUGACUAGGCUGUAGGAGUUUAACCUGUCAGCUUGCAGAACUAGAGAGGUGCUGCCCUAUAGGGUGGCAUCUGUCUGCUCUGCACUCCUGCCAGCUCAGGCAACCCCAGCAGUGUGUAUCCUGACUGCUGCAGGGUGAUCUCUCUGUACAUGCAGGCUAGACUCUACUACUGGGCAGCUACCUCCUCUCUCAAGCUGAAUUGCUAAUCUCCCUUUGUGCCAAUCCCAUGCUUGCAAGGAGGGGCUGAGGCCAGGGAGGGGGUGCUCCUGCUUCACACCUCUGAUUAGUACAAGACCUGUGGGCUUCUGGGGGGCCCUCUUACGGUGCACCUCUGCAGAGGGGUAUUGUUCUGAGAGCACAGCUCCUAGCCUGUUUUAGAAAUGAUGGGAUUGUAUCUGGACUUGCAUGAACUUUGGUUGGAUGUGGUUUGAUGACCAUUUCUCCAAUGCACCAAUCAGCAAAGCCUGCUCUGGUUCAGUUAUUAAAGUUUAUGGAUCACCA
Molecule: messenger RNA, 3642 nt
Organism: Alligator mississippiensis (American alligator)
Lineage: Eukaryota; Metazoa; Chordata; Crocodylia; Alligatoridae
Product: probable UDP-sugar transporter protein SLC35A4
Exons: 1
Coding region: 266-1243 (325 amino acids)
Biological process (GO): pyrimidine nucleotide-sugar transmembrane transport
Cellular component (GO): Golgi membrane
Molecular function (GO): pyrimidine nucleotide-sugar transmembrane transporter activity
Source: RefSeq, a predicted model, not a curated record